Molecule: messenger RNA, 1362 nt
Organism: Fonsecaea monophora
Lineage: Eukaryota; Fungi; Ascomycota; Eurotiomycetes; Chaetothyriales; Herpotrichiellaceae
Exons: 1
Coding region: 1-1362 (453 amino acids)
Source: RefSeq, a predicted model, not a curated record
AUGACUGCUCCAUCAUACUGGACGCGCCCCUGGGCUGUCGUCCCGCACAUGAACUCCCUCUUCCUCUUCUUGUUCCUAUUCCGGUACCUGAGGUUCGUCGUCCAUCUGGCAAGUUUCUUCCUCUACCGCCCGUCUCCCACUGCACGGUUCCCAUCGCUGACAGAAAGAGACUGCACAGUCAUCCUUCCCACCUGCGCGCCCGAGGACCCUGCCUUUUCCCGAUGUGUCGAGUCGGUCGUGAGGGCGUCGCCCUCGGCCAUCCACAUUGUGGCUGUGGGCAAGGGGCAAGAGAAACAGGUAUGGGUGACCAUCUUCCCGCUCAUCAGUCGCUUCCCCGGCGUCUGCUUCAGAGUCUCAUCUAUCGCCCAGGCAAACAAGCGGCACCAGAUCGCAGCGGCCCUGCCGGCCGUCGGCACCCCGAUCACGGUCCUUUGCGACGACCAUGUGAUUUGGCCCUCGCCGCACAUCCUGCGGGUGGCGGUCGCGCCGUUCGACGCCGACGCCCAGGUCGGCGGCGUGGGGACCAACAAGAGAGCGAUCCGGCACCCCCACAAGGGCUCGUGGGCGAGGUUCUGGAACGUGCUGGGGGCGCUGUACCUCGAGCGGCACAACUUUGAGCACACGAGCUCCAACGCCGUCGACGGCGGCGUCGCCGUCAUCAGCGGCCGGACGUGCCUCUACCGCACCAGCAUCCUGCAAGACCCGGCCCUGCUGGCCCGGUACGUGGACGAGCGGUUCCUGUGGGGAUUCUGCGGCCCGCUCAACGCCGACGACGACAACUUCCUGACCCGGGCCGUCGUCCGGCGCGGCUUCACCGUCAAGUUCCAGAACACGCCCGACGCCCUGGUCCUGUGCGACGUCGGCGAGUACCCAAAGUUCCUGGCGCAGUGCCUCCGCUGGGCGCGCACCACGUUUCGAAGCAACAUGUGCUCGCUGGUCACGGACGGGGUGGUCGUCUACCGCGCCCAGCCCUGGUCGGUGUACUCGCUCCAGUUCAGCCUGAUGGUCAACUUUGCGCUGUUCUACGACGCCGCACUGGUGUGGACGCUGAUGAGCGGGGCAUUCUCCCCUCCCACGAUGCCGCAGCUUGUCCUUCUCGUCGCGUGGAUCCUCCUCUCAAAGCUCCCCAAGCUCCUGCCCCAUUUCCUCCGGCACCCGGCCGACCUGGUCUUCCUCCCGGGCUACUACGUCUUUGCGUACGCGCACUCGCUGAUCAAACUGUGGGCGCUGCUGACGUUCUGGGACACGCGGUGGUCCGGACGGGAUUUGGACGGCGUCAAUCGCGUCGCGGCCGAGGGUGUCACGGACACUGAUACUGAUACUGAUACUGACACUGUCACUACCGCUGGUGAUACGAAAUAG